AUGGAAAAGCAAGAGAAAAUUGAACUCACAUACGAAUACGCGAAACGUAGGAAGGAAUUCGGCAAGCAGACAUUAUUCGAAGACCAUGGCCCAGAGAUUCGCGCUAGCAUACCCAGCAAUCCUGGUAUUUAUAAGAAUUAUGUUCUCCGUAAUCCAGUGCACACUGCCGUUCAACAUACCAAGUCUUUCUCUGAACAUUGGGUGAAUUCUGAAAGGGCAGAGUACUCGUGUUCUGGAGUGAACCAUAUCGAAGGAGGUUGGCCAAAGGAUAUCAACAUGGCUGACCCUGAAGCCACACAAAGAUAUCGCCGUAAAAUUGAGAAAGAUGAUGCAUAUAUUCACGCCGUAAUGCAUUUAGGAAAUAGCAUGGAACACAACAUUCUUCAAAACAACGCUCUGGAUAUGUAUCAAAUAUACUAUUCUGAGCUUCCUACCAUAGCGCCUGUAGAGCGAAGUAGUUGCCAAACAGUCAAUGUGUACAGAGAGCCUGGGGUCAGAAGACCCGUGCGGUCGCUGUCUUGGCAGGCAGAUGGCGGGGCCAAAUUAGCUUCUGCACAUGCCGAUGUGGACCUCACGAGGAGUAAUAGGAAUUCGCAAUUCUCUUACAUUUGGGAUAUAGAAAAUGCAAACGCACCAGAAAUGGUAAUUAGACCGCCCCAACCAUUAUUAGAUUUACAGUACAAUCCACGAGACCAGAAUAUACUUAUUGGAGGCAUGUACAACGGGCAGGUUGGCUGGUGGGAUAUGCGCAAAGGAAGUGAUCCAGUUGGUAUUUGUGCACCCCACAGUGCUCAUAGGGACCUCGUCAGGAAUGUCCUUUUUAUUAACACGAAAAUAGGGGCUGAAUUCUUCUCGUCUUCACCAGACGGCGUGGUGAAAUGGUGGGAUACCCGAAACAUGAAUGAACCAACCGAUUCCAUGAUCAUUGACAUCGUAAAAAAUCCAACGGACACUCCAAGCAUCGACAAAGCGAUUGGAAUAUCUGCUCUAGAAUAUGAAGCAACCAUUCCAACCAGAUUCAUGGUUGGAACUGAAACUGGGCUUGUGAUUGGAGGAAAUCGCAAAGGAAAAAAUGCUGUAGAAAAGCUUCCUUCUAAGUAUGAAGCACAUCUUGGGCCUGUAUACUCCCUACAAAGGAAUCCCACGUUCCUCAAGAACUUUCUCACUGUCGGAGAUUGGACUGCCAGGGUGUGGAGUGAAGAUUGCCGGGAGUCUGCCAUUUUGUGGACUUACUCGCACCGUACUAAACUCACCGAUGGUGCGUGGAAUCCCGUCAGAUUUUCAUGUAUGCUCAUAACUCAAUGGGAUGGGUGCCUGUCGUGUUGGGAUCUGUUGCGAAGAAGAAGUGCUCCAAUAAUUACUGCACAACUUUGCGACGAGCCUUUAUUAAGAUUACGACCUCAUGAAGCGGGUCAACUUGUGGCUUGUGGCAGCAGCAAAGGUACUGUAUACUUAGCCGAACUGUCGCAAAACUUAGGUACGGCAGAUAAAAAUGACAAACAACUCCUUACUCAGAUUCUAGAUCGUGAAAACAAACGGGAACGCAUACUUGAAGCUCGCAUGAGGGAAAUGCGCCUGAAAAUGCGACAAGAACACUGCGGCCAACAGGGAACGGAUAACGAUACCGCAGCAAGCGACAGAGACCUUGAAGAAGCGACGGCGGAAUACAUGCAAAUGAUCAACGACUUGCAAACGCAACAAAAACAUUCGCAAACUUAACAUUUAUAGAAUAACUAACUUUCCGGCUUCGCCGGUAUGGCCCCUAGGUAACUGUACUUAGAUAUCAAUUAUUAACAUGACGUGAAUAUAAUUACGAUGAAAAAUUGAAUAGUAAACAAUGGUUACUAUGGUAACGUUUUAAUUCCCUAUACAAACUUCCACUCCCAUUUUCAUCCCUGUUUGCUGUUUUUCAAGAUUCGUGAAUAAAGCCGCAUUUUUACCGCAUAUAAUGUAGUUUUCUGUAUAUGAAAGAAUUUUUAAAAUAUGUCCAAUAGUUUCGGAGCCUAAUCGAUCCAAAAACAAACAAACAAUCAAAUCUUCCCUUUUUAUAAUAUUAGUAUAGAAGUGGUACACGAGUGGUAUAUACAUAAUUCGUUCUAUAAUGAGAUUUUUUAUUAGGCCAGGUGUUGAUAAAUGUUUGCGGCCGCCUAAUUCUAUAGCCAUAUGACACGACACGAUAUGACGAUAUUUCUUUUUAUUUUCCUAAUUUGACGUAAGUUUUGAUGCAUAAACGACUAUUUUGUCAAAUCAUCAAUCUUUAUCGUUUGUCGUUAUUAAAGUACAUUUAAAGUAGUGACAUUAAUCACCAUAAUAUCGUUAAGAUGUCUAAUCCCGUGGUUAGAGAAUCAGGUUGUCUGGUUAUCUAAAUUGAAAUGUGUUCGAAUAAUUUUAGAACCCUGA
Messenger RNA from Diatraea saccharalis (sugarcane borer), 2400 nucleotides. The record is from the annotation of a GenBank genome assembly. Lineage: Eukaryota; Metazoa; Arthropoda; Insecta; Lepidoptera; Crambidae.